GGGCGCUGCCCGCGGGCUCCAGAUGAUGAAGGCUCCUGUUCAACUGCUGGGUGACUCAGGCGUGAACUGAAGCGUCGUUCUGAUGGCGCCGUGGCGCUCGGCGGUGGCCACGCCGCCGCUGCACCCCUCACCCCCUCGCGCUGUUUCGCCCGCAGGUGAGACCGACGCUUCGCACGCAGAGGCCCCCCGGAGCGUCCAGCAGGCAGCAGAGCUGCACCCCGGCCCGGAGGCCGCUUGCGGUGGUGACAAUGAGGCCUGUGACACGUCCCGGCUGCCCCCUGGGCGUGGGGGCCGCAAGACCCGCGACUCCCGCCCAGCAGCGUCUCCGCCUCCCCUAGGCCUCCCCACCGAGGACACGGGCGCGAGGCCAGCUGCAGCCCAGGUCCUCGUGGUGGCCCCGUGGGACUGGACAGCGGCGUCUCCCGGACCUCGGCAGGGCCAGCGGGCACCGGGGCCGCAGCGACAGGUACGUGCAGGUCUGCGCGCGACGGGUCAUUUCAAAGAGGGCCUCUGGGGGCAGGGGGCCCUGCAGCGACAGACCUGGCCCAAGCUGCUGGGCACCGGUGGGGGGCACGAGAAUUGA
Messenger RNA from Condylura cristata (star-nosed mole), 583 nucleotides. Its product is annotated as atherin-like. Bases 83 to 583 code for a protein of 166 amino acids. The record is from RefSeq and is a predicted model, not a curated record. The transcript is spliced from 6 exons. NCBI's taxonomy places the organism in Eukaryota, Metazoa, Chordata, Mammalia, Eulipotyphla, Talpidae.